Numida meleagris (helmeted guineafowl) is the source of this 2254-nucleotide messenger RNA. Its product is annotated as tripartite motif-containing protein 7-like. Lineage: Eukaryota; Metazoa; Chordata; Aves; Galliformes; Numididae. The record is from RefSeq and is a predicted model, not a curated record. Gene Ontology annotation, molecular function: protein binding; zinc ion binding. The transcript is spliced from 7 exons. The coding region runs from base 161 to 1594 and encodes 477 amino acids.
GCUGUGCCCUAACGCUGAGGUCUUCGUUACCAGUUUAAGGAAACCGGACACUGCAGCGGGAUCGUUCCUGGAACGGGAACGCCCAUGGGGCCGCGUGCCAAGCAUUCAUGCUCUGCCUCCAGCCCCGGUGAAAUCAGUCCUUGCCCGCAGGAGAGAGGCCAUGGCUGCGGUCUUCCUGCCCGGGAACCUGCAGGAUGAAGCCACUUGCUCCGUCUGCUUGGAAUUCUUCAAGGAUCCCGUGUCCAUCGAGUGCGGGCACAACUUCUGCCGGGCGUGCAUCGUCAAGAGCUGGAAGGACUUGGAGAUGGACUUCCCCUGCCCGCAGUGCAGGGAGGUCUUCCAGCAAAAGAGCCUCCGGCCCAACCGCCAGUUGGCCAACAUGUCCGAGAUCAUCAGCCAGUUCGCCCUCCGCGGGGCCAAGGGCGCGGAAGAGGACGGGCUCUGCGCGAAGCACCGCGAAGCCCUCAAGCUCUACUGCAAGGACGACCGCAGGACGAUCUGCGUGGUGUGCGACCGCUCCCGCGAGCACCGUCCUCACGCCGUGGUCCCCGUGGAUGAGGCGUCCGAGGAGUACAAGGAGAAAAUCCAGGGCCGCUUGGAUUUCCUGAAAAAGGAGAGGCAGGAGCUGCUGGAAUUCAAAGUGAACGAUGAUAAGAAAACGCAGGAGCUUUUGAAAACCAUCGAGACCGAGCGCCAGAAGCUGCUCGUGGAGUUUGAGGGGCUGCGGCAGUUCCUGCACGACCAGGAGCACAUCCUCCUGGGGCAGCUGGACAAGAUGGAGAAGAGCAUCUCCAAGAGGCAGAACGAGAACAUCACCGACCUCUCCAAGGAGAUCACGCUCCUCAACAAGCUCAUCACGGAGCUGGAGGAGAAAAUCCAGCAGCCCGUGCUCGAGUUCCUCAAGGAUGUGAUGAACAUCAUCAGCAGGAGUGAGGAGGUGAAGUGCCAGAAGCCCGUGCCCGUCUGCACCGACAUGAAGAUGCACGUCUGCAACUUCUCCCUCAAGACCGUGGUCCUCGAGAAAGUCCUGAAGAGAUUCAGAGAAAACCUGAGGGACGAGUUGGGAAGAGGUGAAAAAGAGGACCUGACCCUGGACCCCGACUCGGCCAACCACCUCCUCAUCCUCUCCGCGGACCUCAAGAGCGUGAGGAUGGGCUGCAGGAAGCAGGAGCUGCCCGACAACCCCAAGAGAUUCGACACCAACUCGCGGGUGUUGGCCUCCACCGGUUUCAAGUCGGGGCGGCACUACUGGGAAGUGGAGGUCGGGGCCUCGGACGGUUGGGCCUUUGGGGUGGCCAAGGAGUCGGUGCGGAGGAAAGGGCUGACGCAGUUUUCUCCCGAGGAAGGGAUUUGGGCGGUGCAGCAAAACGGAGGGCGGUACUGGGCCGUCACUUCGCCCCAGCGCACCCCACUGUGCCUGGGCCAGAAACUCAGCAAGGUGCGGGUGUACCUGGAUUACGAAGGGGAGGAGGUGUCCUUCUACAACGCCGACAACAUGCAGCACAUCUUCACCUUCAACGUCGCCUUCCGGGAGAAGGUGUUCCCUCUUUUUUCCGUGUGCUCCACCGUGACGUACAUCAAACUGUGCUCCUGAGGUCACGGGGACCCAUUGGUGGGUCAGGGUCUGGAAGGAGUAAUUGGGUUGUUGGGAUAGAAGGUGGGGAAUGAGCUGAGAAGAGGGGUGGGGAGGAGGGGAACCAUCCCAAGGGGUCUUCAGACAAAGGAACAGAGGAGGGCUGAAACCAUCCGCUGCGUCUCAAUCACAUCGCCAACCAAUCGUUGAGCCAACUCAUCAUUAAGCCAACCCAUGGUUGAGCCAACUCAUGGUUGAGCCAACCCAACUCUUCAGCGAGAAGGAAACCACUGUGCUGGUUUGGGGCCCCGUGUCCGGUGGCGAAUGGGUUUUCCUCUUGGGAUGAAGACUGGUGGGGAGCUUUUUUAGUUUAUUUUGGCUCUUUCCUUCUUGCUCCUGCUGGGAAGAAGUGCCUCCGCGAAGGGUAAGUCUUGCUUGUUUUAGGUGGUGCUUCUAAAAUUUGGGGGAAUUUUGUCCUCCAAAGACUCUUCUUGCAGUAUUUUGGUGGUGGUUUGAGCCCUGUGGUCACCACAAUGUGAUCUCUCCCGGCGACAAACCCCCAAAAUGCUGAUUUUUUUUUUUUUCCCCCCAAAACUGUCCCAUGGGGAGCAGAAAGAAAUGGGAGAUGUGGCGACGCUGGGGUUGUUCGUGCUGGAAAUAAAACGUGAAGGUGCUACUGGA